Messenger RNA from Megalops cyprinoides (Indo-Pacific tarpon), 3799 nucleotides. Its product is annotated as FK506-binding protein 15-like. The transcript has 30 exons. The coding region runs from base 179 to 3799 and encodes 1206 amino acids. Lineage: Eukaryota; Metazoa; Chordata; Actinopteri; Elopiformes; Megalopidae. The record is from RefSeq and is a predicted model, not a curated record. Gene Ontology annotation, cellular component: growth cone. Gene Ontology annotation, molecular function: peptidyl-prolyl cis-trans isomerase activity.
GGGAAAUCAGAAGUUGAGCGACCCUAUGCCGAUUCGGUUUAAGUACUGUGUUUUUGCUUAGACCGGGGUUGCGAAUGAUCGUGCAUUGACCGCACAGGUCACGCAAAAUAUAAAACAGAUAUUAUUCCUCCCAUCUGAGUCUGUUUGCGAAGGGGGAGGAAAUCAGAAAGCAGGAGACAUGUUUGCCGCAGACGAUGAAGACGGGGAUUUUCUGUCGCCUACCGGAGGGGCGAAGCUGGCCUCCCUCUUCGGGCUCGACCAGGCUGCGAGUCAGGGCAACGAGUCCUUCCAGUACACUGCCCCGAAACAGCCCAAAAAGAGCUCCGCCAACGCAGCCCCAGCAACCCAGAAGGCUGCCCCACCAUCUGGAGCUCCCACAGUCCUGUAUGCCACCGCUGUCCAUGCGUACCGAUACGUGAAUGGACAAUACCUGAAGCAAGGCAAGCUGGGAGCUGCGGUCCUGGGCAGCCACGCAAACCGAGAGUACAAGAUUCUAAUAUAUGCCAGCCAACAGAAGCAGGUCACUGCGGCCAGGAUCCACCCUGGGUUUCUCUUCACGGUUCAGCCCAGUAACUACUGCACUUUCUACGAUGACCAGCGGCAGAACUGGUCUGUGAUGUUUGAGUCGGAGAAGGCCGUGAUGGACUUCUGCAAAGAGGUGUGCGUGGCUAAGGGAAACAGCGCCCCCUCCCUGGACGUGGUGGUGGUGCAGGACCUGGUGCUGGGGGAGGGGCAGGCUGUAGAAAAUGGAGACACCCUGGAGGUGGCAUACACAGGAUGGCUUCUGCACAACCACAGCAUUGGACAGAUGUUUGACUCAAAUCUGAACAAAGAGAAGCUUCUGAGGGUGAAACUGGGGGCUGGAAAAGUGAUCAAGGGCUGGGAGGAGGGGAUGCAGGGAAUGAAGAAAGGGGGGAGAAGGCUGCUGAUGGUGCCCCCCAACCUGGGGUACGGGUCCCAGGGAGUCCCCAACCGCGUGCCUUCAGACAGUACGCUGAUAUUCGAGACAGAGAUUCGCCGGGUGAAGUUUGCGAAGGACAGUGGCUCGGAUCGCAUCAGCGGAGGGUCCCGGGACUCGGCGGCCUCCUCGCCGGCCCCCAGCGUGGAGAACCCGGGCCCCGACGCCUCCGCACAGCCCCCCACCGCUGUCCCUCCUAAACCAGGGGAUCUGCCAUUGCGAGCAAAGUCUAAUUCCCUGAGCGAACAGUUCAUUAACCCCGAUGCCACCAAGGCCAAGCUGAUCUCGCGCAUGGCCAAAAUGGGCCAGCCCAUGCUGCCCUUCCUGGCGGGGGCCGUGUCCUCCCAGCCAGACUCCAGCGACUCCGAGAUGGAGGACCCCAGUGUGUCCCGAUUGAGAGAGAACCCUGCCGCCCCCUCUCCCCAGCCUGUGCAGAUUUCAGCAGCCCCCCCGGUCUCUGCACAAGCUCCAUCAUACCCUCUUGCUGGGGUACCCGUGCCCUCUGCCGCCCUGCUCCCGGUCUCCAUGGCAACUGCCAACUCGCAAUCAGUCGUGCCAGGCUCCGCCCACGCCUUCCAGCCAUACUCGUACACACAGUCCAGCAUAGCUCCAGCCCAGCUGCAGCCUGUGGGACAGAUGUACCCCUCUCAGACCGUGUCGUAUCAGGGUGAUGUCACUUCCUUCUUGAUGACGGAGGCGCGGCAGCACAACACUGAAAUCAGACUGGCAGUGGGGAAGGUGGCCGACAAAGUGGACCAGCUGGCUUCAAAGGUGGAUGACCUUCAGAAACAGGGGGGCCUCUCUCUGGGCCUGUCAAACGUAUCCAUGGAGACUGCCAUGAUCAUGCACAACAUCCAGAGAAUCAUUCAGGAAAACGAAUGCCUAAAGAAGGAAGUGUUUGAAAAGAGCUCGCGAAUCGAGGAGCAGAACCGCAAGAUUGGAGAGCUGAUCAAUCAGAACCAGAGGUACAUGGAGCAGAGUAACCUGCUGAUGGAGCAGAGGAAUGACUCCCUGAAGUCCACCAGCGAGCACAACCAGACCCGCAUGCUGCAGGCGGAGCAGGACAAGCAUGCACUGCCACAGGACCUGGGGGGGGACCAGGUGCGGCUGACGGAGGAGCUGGCCUCGUCCACGGCACGCGUGUCGCAGCUGCAGCUGGAGGCCACGGCCCACCAGCAGAAGGCCAUGGAGCUGCAGGCCAAGCUGAGCGCCGCCCUGCAGGAGGGAGAGAGGCACUGCGCCCAGGCGUCCUCCCUGCAGACGCAGCUGGAAGAGCUGAAGGAGGGGGCGGAGCGGAAGCAGGCGCAGUACCGCGCGGAGAAGCAGAAGCGCAAAGAGACCGAGCUGAAGCUUAGCAACACGGAGGAGGAGCUGCAGGACCUGAGGACCGAGAAGGACAACCUGGAGCGCACGCUGGCGGACAGGAAGAGGAAGUGGCAGGCGGAGCGCGAGCGGUGUGACGAGGAGCUGGAGGAGGUGCGCAGGAGCAGCCAGCAGGAGCUGGACGCCCUGAGGGCCCAGCUGCGGCGGGCCAGAACUAGCACAGACCAGGCUGCGGCCGAGCAGCUGGCGCAGCUGCAGGCGGAGCUGGAGGCGGAGUGGAAGGGGAAGUGUGAGCAGGCUCUCUCUCAGGCCCGUGAGCAGCAGGCCCGGGAGCUGGCAGAGCUUUCUGAGCAGAGAGACACGCUGGAGCACAGGCUGGCACAGUUGCAAGAGAAGUUCUCUGCACUCAAGCAGUCCCGUGAUUCCGAGGAGCAGCGGUUACUAGAGCAACAGGAGCAGGGGGAGGAGCUUCAGGCCCUCAAAGAGAAGCAUGCAGCGCUGCAGGAGCGGGCAGCGGCAGUGAAGCAGCAGCUGGAGGCGCAUGUGGCGGAGCUGGAGAGACGGCUGGCGGAGCAGGAGCAGGCGGACACCGCUGGGGAGGUGAAGCGUGUGAUGAACGGAGUGUUCCACUCUCUGCGGGGGGAGUUCGACCUGCAGGAGACCUACACCGGCCAAGCUGUGCUUGGGGUUCUCGUCAACACCAUCAAGAACGUCACCCUGCAGCUGCUGACCCGGGCGGACCGGACACCCUCACAGAGGAGCGACACCGACGGGCAGGAGGAAGAGGAGGAGGAAGAUGAUAGCGCGAGAGCGAGGGAGGAGACGUCCCUUCCAGAAGCGCAGCAGAACGGCAAGGAAGAAGAGGAGGUCGAGAAGGAGGAGAGGACAUGCUCUGUGCGGGUGGUGGAGGAGGACAUGAGUGCGAAGGGGGGACACAACCACCAGCCAGAGCGAGAAGAGCUCAAACAGGAAGUAGCCACGGCUGAGGAGGAGGCAACGCAACAGGAAGUGAGAGCGGAGGCCAGCCAGGAGUCCGGACAGGAAGCGCCCGUCACAGGAGCAUCCCCCAGCUGUCCCGCGGAGGCCGCGGGAACGAACGGCGUGAAACCCGCAGGGAGCCCAACCCCCGACCCGGAAGCGGAAACAGAGACUGAGGCCGAGGCGAUGGAACAGGAGACGGACAGAGCGUCUGUGAAUGACGAUGGUCCCCUCAAGGACCUGGAGGUGACAGACACGGCUCCGGUGGGCCCCCCCACUGAGCCCCCGCCUCCACCCACCCCCCCACAGGAGAGCGCGGAGACGGCGAAGCCAGCCAGUUUGACUGAGGGAUUAGAAGGGGAAAAUGGAGAGGCGCCAUUUUUCCAGAAUGCAGCCCCAACCAAGCCCCCCCCGCCGCCUACCACCACCACCACCACCGAGGAGGAGGAGGAAGAGCUGAGCCUGAAGGGCAGGCCGCCCCCAGCCCCGCUCUUCGGUGACGACGACGACGACGACGACGACCUUGAUUGGCUGGGAUGA